Messenger RNA from Xyrichtys novacula (pearly razorfish), 5236 nucleotides. Lineage: Eukaryota; Metazoa; Chordata; Actinopteri; Labriformes; Labridae. The record is from the annotation of a GenBank genome assembly.
GGACGAAGAAGAAGAACAGCGGUGUUUGGACGUUAGCUCGUCAGAUUUAGCGACACUUUUGUGUUUAUUACAGUUUAUUAACAGUAUUUUCAGAUGUGCAGCUUCAUAUACUCCUCUUAUUUUUUAAAGAAGCACCAGUGCGGUUAUAUCGUGAAGGUUUUGUGCUUGAAUUGAAGGUAAGCCGCCUGCUGAACAGACGUUUUUCCAAUAGCCUUUAGCUUUAGCAACUGCAGUAGUUCACUAGUUACCGUUAGACUGUGACCGAUAAAGAGUAACCAUUAGACUAUAACCGAUAAACUGUUACCGUUAAAGUGUUACCGUUAAAGUGUGACCGAUAAAGAGUCUGUUUAGAGGAUUAACUUCAUCAUUGUCUCCUCUGAGACUGAACAGAAACUGAGUUUAUGAAGAAGUUAACCGUCCUUAGCUGACAGGCUAACUGUAUGAUCCUCUCUAUGGGUUAGUGUGUGUGUGUGUGUGUGUACACCGGAUGUUCUUUCAUGUUUAAAGUAUAUUUAAUAUUAUAUUUCCCCAAUGACACUUUGGAGAGGUGGUCUGACUUUUCAUUUUUAUACAGUUAAUAUGGUAUAACACUGUAAUACUAUAACACUAUAAUAAUAUACCACUGUAAUACUACAACACUGUAGUAAUACAACACUGUAAUACUAUAACACUGUAAUAAUAUAACACUAUAAUAAUAUACCACUGUAAUACUACGACACUGUAAUACUAUAACACUAUAAUAAUAUACCACUGUAAUACUACAACACUGUUGUAAUACAACACUGUAAUACUAUAAUGCUAUAAUAAUAUACCACUGUGAUAAUAUAACACUGUAAUACUAUAACACUGUAUUACAGUGGUAUAUUAUUACAGUGUUAUAGUAUUACAGUGUUGUAGUAUUGUAGUGUUGUAGUAUUGCAGUGUUGUGGUAUUACAGUGUUAUAGUAUUACAGUGUUGUAGUAUUACAGUGUCGUAUUAAUAUAGUGUUGUAGUAUUACAGUGCUGUAGUAUUACAGCGUUAUAGUAUUAAAGUGUUGUAGUAUUACAGUGUUGUAUUAAUAUAGUGUUGUAUUAUUACACUGUUGUAUUAUUACAGUGUUGUAGUAUUGCAGUGUUGUAGUGUUGUAUUAUUACACUGUUGUAUUAUUACAGUGUUGUAGUAUUGUAGUGUUGUAGUAUUGCAGUGUUGUGGUAUUACAGUGUUAUAGUAUUACAGUCCUGGACAUCAGAUCUGAAUGUGGGUGUGGUUUCACUCACUCAGGUAAAGGUGUGUCGGAGGAGGAGAGCGCUCUGAUUAGAAAGAGAUUACUGCUGCAGGAUUAAUCAUUUUUAAUCCUAAUCAGACUAUUUAAUCAUGACAGUGUUAAAAAGAUUAAAAUCCUCAAACUGAUUUUCCUCUCUAUGAGGUCAAAACAACCUUUAUACGUGUCCUCUUUACCCGUCAUUUCCUGUGCAGUGUUACAGCGCCACUUACAGGCUUGGCAUAUGCACUACAUCGUUUUCAGUGUACUGAGACAGAAUAAUUUAGUUUUUUAUCUGUUUGUUUGAUGAAGCUGAAGUGACAUGAAAGACUAAAACAACAGACCCAGUGCCAGCCAGUAAUAAGCUGGUAAUGGUGGACCACUAACCAGUAUGAUGACGAUCUGAGCCGGGCUCCAGUCACACCUGGGGUCGUCUUUCCAGCACAUAGCCAGUGUCGCAGACCCGAAGAGAAGCAGUGCAGCCAGCACACACAUGUGACCUCUGACCUCUGACUGACAGCUGUUCAUAUCCACUUUAAACGCUGACAUCAUCUUUGACGUGACGAGGAGGACGGGCUCUUUGGUUAGUGAGGGUCUUAGUCUGCUGGACUGACGCCGAAGCUUCACAUCACUGCAGAACCGUGACUCAGGGAGACCUGAACUCAUGAGGGUGACGGCUCUCCUCGACAGCGCUCUGGAAACAGCAGCAGAUACUGAGAUGUUUCUGUGCUGGCUCUGACUAUCACGUGGACUCUUACAGGUGAACAUCUGGACGUCUGGUAAGUUUGGUCCGAUGUGAGGCGGAGCCUGCUGUCAGUCUUGAUUUGAGAGCGCUGGUCUCUCGGUGUCGUCUCUCUUGUUUUUUGGUGUUUGAUAAUGUCAGCUGAUUGAAACCUCCUCUUCCUGAUUUGACAUCUCCUGUCUUCCCUGACAUCCUCUGUCUGCAGGAAACGCUCUGAGCGUUUCUCCUCCCAUCAUGUCUCACAACUACUCGUACAGAAGAUCGCAGCCCGACUCCAACCACAGGCCUGAUCCUGAACCCCACAGCUCUUCACGCCGCCGCCACGCUUCGCCCGACCAUCACUCUUACACGGCGUCACAGGACUCCUUCUCUUCAUCCUCCUCCUCCAGAGCGACUAAGUGGUCACAUGACGGCGCCUUCAGCAUCCUGAACAGCUGUGGACUGGAGCCCACCGACCUGGCCCUGCUGGCUGAGUUGCCUGAAGACGCUCUGACCGUGGAGUCGCUGCCUCAGGUCCUCAAACAGAUCAAAGGGAAGAGGGGGACCGUCAGACCUUAUCCCCUCAGCUCCGCCGCUCCUUCCUCCUCCUCCUCCUGGGACCAACCCCGCAGCCAGCUGGUCCAGUACCCGAUAGGCCAAGUAAAACCCAGUCCUCUCAUCCCUGAGCUAGACCGCUGGGGGAAUCCCAUCACCCUCAGCUGCUCAAAACAACGUCUACCACCGCCGCCGCCGUUACCACCACUGCCGCCGCCGCCGCUGUUAUCCUCCUCCAGCCACAUGGGGGACCUUCACCUCAGACCAGGUCCCCCUGAGUUUGGUAACCCCAGUCCAGUUUCUUCCCAGGACUACUGCCACAAAUCCAGAACCCCUGAGUUCUCAAAGCCAGGCCGGGACAGCCGUUCGGUUUCUUCUCAGGACUACCACCACAGAUCAGGACCCCCUGAGUUCGGUGAGUCAGCCAGGGAUCCUGCUCCUGUUUCCACUACAGACUUCUACAGCAGACAUGGACCUCCUGACUUUGGAAAGACCAGCAGAAAUGUUGGUGCGGUUUCUUCUCAGGACCGACCUUCUUUCAGCUCCGCAGGUCGAGACCAAACAUCUCGUCCUUCUCAGACUGUCUACACAUCUGCUCCUCUGCCUCAAGACCCUAAACCCUCUUGGGGGCGCAGCAGGCCUGAGACCUCCACCUCCUCCACCACCUCCUCCACCAGGACCACCUCUGCUUCACUGCCCUCCAGACAAAAAGCUCUGGACUUCCACGGAGCGACGCCGCCAUCUUACCCACACUCAUGCUCUCUGUGCGCUAUCACUGUGAUGUCAGAGAAGGUAACAGAGUCCCCUCCUCACGGAAACUCUUGAGUGACGGUUUGUGGUGGGUAAGGGGGGGGGGGGGGGGGGGUGCAGAGGGAUGAUGGGAAAGUUUCAGCUGACUCCUGCGGCGUGUUUUUGUCUCGUAGGUGUGGCUGAAGCACAUCAACGGGCCUCACCAUGCAGACGGACAGCUCAGCCUGCUGCAGAGGUGAAUCUCCUCCAACUCCUCCAACAUCAUUCAGCUCCUCACUCUGUCACACCAGAGAGGAGGGGCUUCAAUAUGAACGCAUGAAACAGGAAAUGGAAUCUUUAACCAGUUUUUCCUGAUUGACCCGCAGGUUUCCACACUGGGACUGUCGCAUGGAGACGGUGGACAGGUCAGUGUCGCACGGGAUACGCUCCUCCUAUCUUCUGUCUCCUCUCCUCUCCUUUCUCCUCCUCCUAUCUCCUUUCUCCUCUCCUCUCCUAUCUCCUCUCCUCUCCUUUCUCCUCCUCCUAUCUCCUGUCUCCUCUCCUUUCUCCUGUCUCCUCUCCUUUCUCCUGUCUCCUCUCCUUUCUCCUGUCUCCUCUCCUUUCUCCUGUCUCCUAUCUCCUGUCUCCUCUCCUGUCUCCUCUCCUUUCUCCUGUCUCCUCUCCUUGAUCCUCCUCCUAUCUCCUGUCUCCUCUCCUUUCUCCUGUCUCCUCUCCUUUCUCCUGUCUCCUCUCCUUGAUCCUCCUCCUGUCUCCUCUCCUAUCUCCUCUCCUGUCUCCUCUCCUUUCUCCUGUUUCCUCUCCUUUCUCCUCUUCCUAUCUCCUGUCUCCUAUCUCCUGUCUCCUCUCCUGUCUCCUGUUUCCUCUCCUUUCUCCUCUUCCUAUCUCCUGUCUCCUCUCCUGUCUCCUGUUUCCUCUCCUUUCUCCUCUUCCUAUCUCCUGUCUCCUAUCUCCUGUCUCCUCUCCUUUCUCCUGUCUCCUCUCCUUUCUCCGGUCUCCUCUCCUUUCUCCUGUCUCCUCUCCUUGAUCCUCCUCCUAUCUCCUGUCUCCUAUCUCCUGUCUCCUCUCCUGUCUCCUGUUUCCUCUCCUUUCUCCUCCUCCUAUCUCCUGUCUCCUCUUCUCCUCCUCUCCUAUCUCCUGUCUCCUGUCUCCUCUCCUUUCUCCUCCUCCUAUCUCCUGUCUCCUCUCCUAUCUCCUGUCUCCUCUCCUGUCUCCUGUUUCCUCUCCUUUCUCCUCCUCCUAUCUCCUGUCUCCUCUCCUGUCUCCUGUCUCCUCUCCUUUCUCCUGUCUCCUCUCCUGUCUCCUCUCCUUUCUCCUGUCUCCUUUCUCCUUUCUCCCAUCUCCUCUCCUUUCUCCUCCUCUCCUCACUUCACCUGUUAAAGUGCUAUGGUUGGGUGGAGCUGCUGUCUGCUACGACGCAGCAGUUGGUUGAUACUUGGUUCUAAUUCAGAACAUGAUUGGUUCAGACCCGGAGAAACUCCCCUUUUCAUUGGCUGUUUGUAUAGUCGACCAGAACAUGUCAGAAUGACGACUAUUGAAAAGGAUAUUGAUCAUGUUUGAUAUUGAUAUUAAAGGAAAUUAAUUUUUGAUGUAUGUCGUUAUCGUUUUAUCGCCCAGCCCUGACUCUGACUCCAAACGUUGGGUGUGGUCCGGCAGUCUAGUGUGUGUUUGUAGAUUCUAGAUCUACACUUUAAAUCAGUCUGUCCUUCUGUGUCAGGGCCGACCAAUCAGAGAGGAGGAGGGAUGAAGGGAAACCCGUGGAGAAGCUGCAGACAGCCAAUCAGAGCUCUAGUAAGUAAUCUCAUUUAUUCCUUUAGCACAUGCUGAUCAUUGUUAUUGAUCCUCUAACAGCAGCUGUUUCCUGCGCCCCACAGACGCUCCACCGCAGCCCAACAAGAAACAGCAAAAGAAGGUAAGAGAGUGGGAGGACGCUGACGUGGGUCUGUCUCCUCUGUGGACCCUCUGGAGUCA